UGCAUGCCAGUCACUUUGGACGCACUGACAUCCCCCCAGUUUGCUUCGGUACUGGGUAUCGUGCAGACCCAGGCAGAUCAAACUACACAAGCCUGACCCCUAGGUCCCUGCCUAAACCUUGGAGGAAAACUCAGUCUAGGACAAACGGGACCUAUAGACAGUGUUCGAGAUCCAACCCGUAGAACAUCAGAGACAAUGAUGUCACACAGCAUGAUGACAACCAAGGAGAGGAAGAUGCAGGCUGCAGCCAUUAUAAGAGAAAUCCAAGGAACAGAUUCCGAUUCCAUGGACCUUGGAAAAAAGUUCAGCACGCCCAAAGACAUCAUGCUGGAAGAGCUAUCCUUGCAGUCCAACAGGGGCUCCAGACUCUUCAAAAUGCGUCAGCGGAGAUCUGAAAAAUACACUUUCGAAAACUUCCAGAAUGAAACCAACAUGCAAAUGAAUAAUGGUGUUCCUCUUCAAGCUCAGAAUAGUGAAGCGACAGAAAAUGGCAAAAGAGAUGGUAACAGCUUGGAUGUUGGACACUCACCCAAAACACCACCAAAUACACCCGACCCCAGAACCCCACCUAACCCAGACAAUAUAGCUCCAGGAUAUGGUGGACCCUUGAAGGACAUUCCUCCUGAGAGGUUUAAUACCACAGCUGUCCCGAAAUCCUACCAUUCUCCUUGGGAACAAGCCAUCAUCAAUGACCCUAACCUGCUGGAUACUUUACACCUCCAGAUGCCAUUGCCUGAACUAAAACAGGACAGGCAAGAUUUUAAAAGCUUCAACAGAGUCGCUACUCCUUUUGGUGGUUUUGACAAAGCCUCCAGGAUCAUCACUUUCAAGGCACCGGAGAUGGACAUGAGCUUUAUGAAUGCUGCCCCAAAACCCACAGAUUUCCAAGACCUAGUUGGCAAGCGCCCUACUUUUAACAGGACGGCCCAGGGUUGGAUUUCAGAUGGAACCCCUGUCGUCAUCCCUGUUGUGCCUUGGGAAUCCAUCAUCCCUGAGUCUGAUGACCUUUGAUGUGCUUAAAUAACAAAGAAAUCUGAUACCAUACAAUAAAUAAGAUGGUUUGCACAUAAUGUGUCACCCAGUAUGUUGCUGCUGCCACCAUUGUAUUUAUAGGUGUGAUAUUAUUUAAAUGUGUUGGAACAGAUAGACUUCACCAGGGGGUGGGGUAGUGUUAAUUCAACAGGCCCUAACUGUGAAGUAAAACAGCACUAUUAUAAUAUAUAUAUAUAUAUAUAUAUAUAUAUAUAUAUAUAUAUAUAUAUAUAUAUAUAUAUAUAUAUAUAUAUAUAAAUAUCAUGCUAUUAAAUACAUUUACAUAAAUAUACUAUUAGACAAGGAUUCAAAAUGUUUUGUUUUUUUUUUUGUAAUGAAGAACAGCAAGUAAAUUGAAUAUUUCUUGUAUGAUACGUUUUUGAUGGGGGCGUGUGUUAAUGGAAAUUACCUUUUUGGAUAUAGUGUCUUUGCCUUUUACAUAACAUUUGCAUAUGAGAACUUAACUCUAUUUUAACAUAAAAUUACAGUACCAUGCACACAAGUACACUACUGGUGUUGCUCAAGUAUACAUCAAUAUAUAAGUACUAACAUUUUUAAAGAUUUUGAAUAAAUGCCUGCAUUAAGAUAAGAUAUUGUGACAUCAGUCAUGCUGACUGAUGCGUUUUUAUCCCUCACAGCUUCAAAUAGGGCAGCUUAGAUAAAGUUGUAACAUGAAAUUCCUCUUCAUGACACUUGAUUUAUGGAAGUUUCCAAAUAUACUAUCGAUUUUUUUGUGAAAUCCGACCUAGAUAAUAGAGCACUUACAACCACUGACCACCAGGUGGUCCCAAUGACAGUUAACCACUGAAUUUUCAUUUUUAGAAAUAUAAUACAUGUAUGUUAGAAUUCCAAGAAGAAAAAAGCUAAUAAUGGUUAAAUAUAGGAUACUACAUUAACAUUUAUGGAAGUAAAAAACAAACAAACAAAAAAAAAACCUCUCUGUGUCAGUUCAUGCAGUAAUGUAUAAGAAGAUAAGAAAAGUUACAAACCAGAAGACAGCAUUCGGCCCAUCAAUGCUUGUCCAAGAUGUAUUGUAAAGAAAAUGUAUUUCUAAAUUAAAGAGCUGAAUUCAGGGGAAAUUAGUAAAAAGCUCCACAUCUCUUUAGCAAUAUGGCACAAUUUAAAGGUGUCCAGUCAUUCUGUCAAUGGAUUUGAAUAUCAAACUGGGACUAGUGCUAGUACCAUCUGCAGUGCACAAGUCAAUCUAGAAUGUGAUUUAGAGGCUGAUUUCUGCCAGCACUCCUAAGUGGGAUUGAUAGAAGAUAAGAAAUGUUGAGAAUAAGAAGAGUCUUGUCCCUUGCUAGCACACUUACUACUGUGAACUAUUUCAUGUGUGAAUCUUCUGUUCCAAAACCAGUUUGUUUAUACAGGAAUUACAAAUUGAAAUGUAUGCUUACUUUUUUUAACUAAAGUACAGUACAAAUGCAUAUUUUUCAUAUUUAGUGGCAGGUAUAAUACAAAAUGUAUACAUUAUAAUUAGCAUUAUAAUUAUUUAUUUCUAUUUUUUUUUAAAUGUAUAACUCUGGACAGGGUAAUAUUUUAUAAAACCGGCAAAUUAAUUUAGUUUUUAAAAUGUGCACAUUUUAAUUUCACAUUUUAAGUCAAUAAGUUCCUUUACAACACUUUGCCUGUCUUGGUAGUCCUAGUUGUUAUAGAAACUGGUGCACAGAAACUAAAAGCCUGUCAAAACAAGUAUCUAAGUCAGUAACUUUCCACUGUUGAUUUCUGAAGUGUUUAUCCUCAUCUGGCUACAGUAGACUGUACUGGCCAGGCAGCCUGUGAGCUCAAGCGGACACCUGCAGGUCUAGCCUUUGUACUCCAGAGGCCGGUAGCUUGCCAACAUCCACUCUCCUGGAUGUAUUUGUUUGUGAGGAAAACCAGCUGUGUUAAGAGCAAAUUUAUUCUGAGAACAGCACACCCCAAGUAGAUAUGCUGGCUUGCCCUUACCAUCCAUCACCUCACAACUCUGUAUGCAAAGAAACAGACAGUUAAUGAAUGCAACAGCUGCAUGGAUACUCUAUGUGGUGCAUGAUAAUGAUAGAAGGGCCCCAUAUGGUCCCUGGGCACAGUAUUUAAGGUAAUGUCUGCCAUUUAAUUUGAGGUUUAUAACAUGAAGUUGUGAGUGAGUUUAUGUAUCUCUUGCCCACGUUCACUAUCAUUACCCUUAUACAAGUUUACAUUGGUAUUUUUGCACUGUAUUUUUGCACUUUUCCCAUGCUUUUUCCAUGGUAAUACCAUGUAUUAACCAUAAUUUACCCUUGUUUACCAUGUUUAUUAAUAUGCUUUACCAUACCUCACUGUUCUUUACAUUACUUUACCAUGCUUUCACUAUGCUUUAUUAUGCUUUGCUAUGCUUUUACAAUGGUAAACUUUUAUAAGGGUAACUGAUAAAAGUGAUUGGCAAAGAAGUUCACAUAUGUAAAUGUUCAUGUGAACAGCAUGGUCUGAACAUUAUAAAGUGUUUUUUUUUCUUAAUAUUUUUAAAUAUUAUCUAAAACGUAAAAAAUAAAUAAAAAAAUACUAAACAUUUUGACAAAUUGUCUUUAUGAAUGUUCUAUACUACCUGUAAAAUGAAAACUAACUAAACUAAACAGCCAUUACGUGAUAUUUAAGACCUUUAUAACCCUAACCUAACCACACCUUUAUGUUUAACAUAUUCUCUGCCUCUUUCAAAUAUGCUGGGUUUCAAUGGCCUGCUAAUUGUCUUUUUAUAGUUUCUGUUUCUGCCCUUUCAGCCCACUGAAAUCUCAUUCAGUCUUUAUAUAUGCAAAUGUAAUCCAACCCCCCUUGGCUGUAAAGUAAAGUAAAUUAAUAUUUUACAGAUUUUCUGAUUAAUAUGUACAGUACAGUCCAUAGAUUAAUUGCUUUAUUACAAAAUGAAAAAAAGGAUUUAAAAAAUAAUGCAACUUAAUUUGUUUAAAAUUCAGCCCCUUCCUGCUUCAAGAGAUCAUAUAUACUGUCUGUAGAGUAUGUGAUACCUUCUUAUUAUGUAUGAAUUUGUAUAAGUGCAGACAGACCUUAAGUUGUCUCCUGCACAGUUAACAGUAGGAUAGGAAAACUUUGAUUUUAUUAGCUGCAUAUAGGAUUGUUUCCAAUCAUGCACACUGAUCUUAUAAAUGUACUGUAACUGUAGUAUGUGGAACUCCAGUAUUUGUUUUAGACAUUUUGAAAUACUGCUUUGCAAAUUUCUCAUUUCUUGGCACCUUUUUAUAUAAUAGCUGAAAUGCACGCAAAUUCUUUUGAAUGUGUUUAGUCUUAGCGGUCUGUAUAGAACUAGCAGUAAGAGAUUAUAAAGGUGCCUGAAAAAUAUCUCUAUUGUUAUUCCAAAUAGUAGAAGAGUAGAAAGAGUAGAAGCCUGGUGCUUUUGUUUCAGCAGGUGUUUACUUGAAGCGGAUAAUCCCAAAUCUACAGUCAGAUAUUUGUGGAGCAUUGCUGACAUAAAAAAAACACACACAAAAAAACAAACUAUGGACUGUGUUGCUGUAAGCCGUUUAGGACAAUUUAAGUAUUUAAUUUUUUUUUCUCAUAUGAUUUGUGCCAGUAAUUAUUCUGAACAGUUUCAUCUUGCGUGAUUUUCUGGGGUCUAAUACAUAAUCCACAGGAGUCUGCAGACAGCGACAAUUUGUUUUAUAUACAUGGGUGGCCUGACUGCUCAACAGCACUUCUGAAAUCACACAUGGAAACUUGUAUUGCUCAAAUUUUACUCACUAUUACACAAUUGUUACCACACCCUGAGAGAAAAUAAAUAUGCAUAUCCAGUGUUUCCUGAAAGAGUAGACCAAAUUUUUCUGGUUUUAUUAUACCAAUGCUCCCUAGUUAUUUUAAUAAUUUGCAUUGUCAUGUUGAAUAAAUCUUUCCUGUAUAAGACUCUUUCACUUAUACGGUAUAUUGUAUGAUGUGCAAGUCAGAGAUGUAAUGAGAGUACUGUUCUUGUACACAUUUUAUUCACAAUUAUUUCCUAAAGAAUAUGUACAGUGUAUUGAUGUUUCAGUCCAGAUUCAAAACAUUCAGAGCAGCCAACUUACUUGUCCAUCUUGGGUAAUGUAUGUUUAGUAUUACUCACAUGGACAGGAAACUUACCAGAAUACCAAAGUCAUCGAGUCAACCAACUGUAAAAGUGCCAGUCCUGAAAAAUGUAGCCUUUAUUACAAGUGUUGGAAUUGUCACAUGAUAAUACAGCAAUUCCAAGUCAUUACGUAAUUGAUUCCAAUUGAAAUCUUGUAAUUAACUGUUAUUAGUGUUGCAACAGAAUUGGAAUAGAAUUCAUGAGAAUGGUGGAAUGCCCAUGUGUCUUGUUUUGAAUAAAAUUACACCAUUCAUGGUUUGA
This is a messenger RNA of Acipenser ruthenus (sterlet), 5359 nucleotides long. RefSeq names its product myozenin-2. Bases 196 to 1011 code for a protein of 271 amino acids. Gene Ontology annotation, molecular function: FATZ binding; actin binding; telethonin binding. Gene Ontology annotation, cellular component: Z disc; actin cytoskeleton. The transcript is spliced from 6 exons. The record is from RefSeq and is a predicted model, not a curated record. NCBI's taxonomy places the organism in Eukaryota, Metazoa, Chordata, Actinopteri, Acipenseriformes, Acipenseridae.